This is a messenger RNA of Cinara cedri, 13951 nucleotides long. NCBI's taxonomy places the organism in Eukaryota, Metazoa, Arthropoda, Insecta, Hemiptera, Aphididae. The record is from the annotation of a GenBank genome assembly.
AUGUCGAGACCGGUAAAUUAGUUUUGUAAAUUGUUAAUUUAAUUUUAAUCUGCGCGUCAUCACAUCGUGCUCUCGAGCUGCAACUAUUAUUUUCAAUUUACGCGCUUACCCCGUUGUAACAAGUGUUCAAAAUGUUGUCUACGUUAAAAUUAUAAUAUUAUAAUGCUAUUAUGACGUAUUCAAUUCCACGAUAAAAACGUUUUAAUUCGAUUUUUAUAACCGUAGGUCUAUGUUAUUCAUUUUGUCGAUGCGUUUUGAAUUUCCGAAAUUUUUUCCGAUUAAACAUUCAAUAACACCGAGAAUGUACUAUAUUGUAUCGACGACGUCCACAAUCCACAUUUCACCCGAUUCAAUAAGUGACUAAAAGUGGCGAAUAACUUGUCUGUACAGUCAUUUUUAUAUUGCGCGUAGGUGCACAUAACGGUAUUGUGUUUUAUCGAGACAAUUACAGUUGAUUAGAUAGAAAUAUAAUUAUUUAUCAUACUUUAUAUAUAUAUUAAUCACACAACUUUUACGAAAUCUAGACGCGUGGCAAAUCUGAUACACUUUCAAUACGUUUAUGAUGUUGUUUUAUCGUAGGUAGUGAACAAAGUGAUCGUUUGUUUUAUCUAGAUAAUAAAAAAAUUCCCGAUUGUUUAUAUUUAUAAUAUCAAUUAUCUAGGCAUUAUCUUUAUACAACGCUGAUAAGUAGUCCGAAAUAUAGAACAGGAUCGAUCGAUUGAAUAUCCCUGCGACUAGCUCUAAAAUAUUAAGGCAUUUGAAUGUCGUGGUGCACACACGCCAGUAUCCGACCUGAUCAAACAUGCUUCUAUAUUAACUCGCGCUAUGUAUGAACGUUUUUUUUUUUACACCCGGAUUUAUGGACGUGUGCUACGCAGGACUCGGGCACAUGCUUGAUCACCGAAACUCGCGAUGGCCGGUCACGAGCGGAACAGUACGCGGCCGAAAAACGCCGUCAUAAGGCGGACAACGCUGGCCACUGGUAUCCGCGGAUCGUGUCCUCUUACGGGCUUACCGAAAAUUCGCCCUGGACUCGCCGCUUGAAUGCCGAUCACGAAAUCGGGGCCACCGGCAUUCGGUGUCCGGUAAGAGCGGCCGACGAGGACUUUUACGGGUAUGAGGACGCGGACGCGGCGGCCCUGGCCCGGAAACCGGUUUCAUUCGUAAUAUUCGGCAAACCGGGUACUCCGGACGAACAGCUAGCUGACAUAUUAGCCGCGUAUUGGGGAUGCGUCCACGUGUCUCCGGCCUUGGGGCUGGUGUCCGGCCGUGCGGACGCCCGAACCAAGUGGAAGCUGCACCGUGGCGAUGCGGUGAACGCGGCCGAUUCCUUGGCAAUGCUCGUCGCACUUUUGGGCCUCGACAGCCCGGAAAUACGGGAACGGGGAUACGUGCUUACCGGAUUGCCCAGGUAACAAGCGCUGUCCGGCUUUUUUCAGUUUUAGAUUUUAACUACAGAUUAAUUUUUUUAAGUAUUGAGAUGUGUUUUGUUUUUUCACGGAUAACACUUUUUUUCUGCUCGUAGAAAUUUUCCAAAGUCUGGAAAACACGGGAGUUUUCGUCCGGCGGUAUAUUAACCGAACCAUUUUUCUAGAUUCGAAAACAGCUUUUUUUGAAAAAUUUUAUAACUGACAAUAAUUAAGGGUAGAUACAGUGUUUUGACGAAAUUUAAGAGAUCCCACUGUUGAACGUAAGAAAUUGUCUAUCGAACAAUAUCUUAUCGGAGAAAUGCGUGCGAUAGAUUCGGAUGUUGAUCACGUGUAGACAAAGAAACAGACAUGCAGAUAUAUUCUUUUAUUAGUAUAUAAAAUAUAUUAUAUAAUUUGUGUGCAGGGUCGGGCCGUAUCACAGAUACAAUAUAUGUAUUAAAUAUACAAGUAUAUGUUGUCUCUUGUUAUUUUGUAUCGGGAAGUUGUAUUUAUUGAGUAUCGAGUAUCUUUUUGUGCUACUACUUAACUGAUUGUUUGGCAUGCCAAACAAAUAAACUAAAAUAAUGAAAAACGCCGUUCGUGUAAAUUGCUUUAUAACAAACAAUUAUAUCGAUAGUUCUAAUAGUAUUUUGUGGAAAUUUGUAGUAUACAUAGUAGAUUGAAAAAUUAACAAAUACAAAUGUAGGUAAGCAGGCUCCUGUUAAAGCGUUUAUUUUCUUUUGCUCGAUUUGUAUUCAUUCACCGUGUAGAGCCAAUUAGUCGAUUUUUUUUUAAUGCUUUUCUGUUUUCCACCUAUUUCGGGGUUUCCCGAUUAUUAAAAAAAACUUUUUGAAAAAUAAACAUGACUACUUUACUCACCAACUAGACUAGACAAUAGGUUUUCUUUAAAAAAAUAAUGCGGUUUUUAAAAUUUCGAAAAAGAUUUCUGGUAGAAAACAACAUUUUUUAAAAUUGAAAAUAAUACAAUGUUAACUCCGUAAAUAUUCGUCUGAUUUUCGUUUCCUGAAAUUUUUUUCGUUUUUUCCCAAAUAUUAUGAAAACUAUUUUUAAAAUUAAAAAAAAAUAAUCUCCUUAUCGAUACACUAACUAGGUCCAAAAUUCAACAAAUAAGGACUUCAGCCAUGUUUUUCGUUGGAUCUAGAUCUCUGGUAAAAAAAAAAGUUGCUCAUAGACAGAAGCAAAAAAUAAGUAAUAAAUAAUAAUAAUAUAAAACGCUUGCCUUUAUCUAUUUUAUAUUCAGUUAUUAUUAGUACAAUUCAUUUUGGACUUUUGUAAAAAUGGUUGGUUGCUACGGUUACAAUUGUAAUUAUUUGAUUUAUUUGUAAAUUAGAAUUUUAUAAGCCUUACAGGUAAUAAUAAAAUAUUCACGAAAUAAUUGAUGUUAAAUUAUGAAAAUGAACUAAUUUAACGUAUUUUAUAUCUUAAAUGUAUCAUUGAUGGGCACUUGUAUCGUGUACCAAGCUACUCUUUUAAUCUUGCCCCACUCUGUAUAUGAGGGGUCUCAGCGGUCACAUUUGACUUUUAAACGGUUCGUAUUUGUUUUCCCGCGUCGAAUUCCGGGUUUUAUUAUAUAUUAUAUAUAUAUAUACUAUACACAGGGGAGGAAAUCCGAAUUUAAUAGCUGUCUAUGCUAACUGGUUGCGUAUUUCCAGACGUUAUCCGAGUUUGGCCCGAGCGGUAUGUAAAUACGUAACCCGUUGCGAUUUUUUAUUCACUAGGAGACUAGAUUUUAGGUUUAUACAUAAGCAUACACUGUCUGCAAAACUUUCUCCAAACAUUAUCAGGUUAGGACCGACCGGGUUAGGUAGGUCAAAGUUUUCCAUUUCUUCUCUGCUUGAUCGAAAUCCGCGGUGGUUUUUCACCAUCGAACAGAGUAGGUAGAUAGCAUACAUUUUAGGAUUAUACUCAGGAAACUGACUUCCUUGAAGUUGUUUUAAGUUUUCGCACCAACUAGCAGGUUGUGUUUCGUGAAACCCCUAAAACUAACUAGAUUACGUUUCGAGUUUGGCCAAAACUCGUAUAGGAACUGUAAACGCGCUGACCGCGGUUCGCAGGUUCGUAUCUUUCGCCGUGUCAUCGUGACUGUAAUUGUACACGUCGCUCGCGGAUUAUUGUCAUAUGAUGUACGUGCAUAUAAGUUAUACUCCCCGCACCGACCAUUCAGACGUCAUAAUAUUAUUUAUUAUAAUGUUAUGUGGGCGGUAUUUUCGUGCGUUGUCCGAUAUUGUAUACCGUGAGAAGAUAAAAAAAAAAAUGUAACAAAACCGUAGAAAGUAUACGGCGAAGCGCAUAAAAAUAUAUCUUCGAUUCGAUCUGAAAACAGAUAUUAAACGGGCGGCGGCCUCUAUUAUAUUAUGUUAAAGUUGCCACGGUAACGGCGUGUUAUAUCGACGCGAAUUUACUGUAGGUGUUCAAUGUGCCAGAAAGAAAAAAAAACACAGAUAAGUAUAUAAGGUAUAAGGAAAACGGUACGUCACGUGCAUCCGUACCGUAGACCGGUACAUCACGUGACUGGUGACUAGUAUCACGCGGUGAGUAUAUUUUUAAAAGCUCUAAGUUAUUGUUUUUUUUUUUUUAUGAUCAACAUUUGUGGUGUGCACCACGACAUAACAGUGACGGGAAAAAGUUAAUCGAUCGAAAUCUGCGAAUACAGAUGGUGUCGUGCUGGAGAUCGGGCAAACACAAUAACUUUUUUUUUUCUAUUCAUUCUAGAACCUAUGCGCCAUGAUUAUUGUGUUUUGUAUAUAUUUUUUUUUUUACAAAAUUAAAGGUACCUCGUGCUUCUGUAUACAAUUAUUUUUGAAACGACAAAUGCCAAUUGUAUUGCAAAUGUACAAAUGUUUACUAAUGAAGAGGCGUUUAUGGUUUUUAAAUGUUUAUCAUUUCACUGUUAUGAUAUGUGUUUUCAUUUUUGUGUCUGUGAACCACGUUUAUACCAGAAAUCUUACUCCGAUUUUUAAAAUGCCUACCUAAUAUUUUUUCUGAAAACAAAUUUUGUUUAGCAAUGAGACGGUAAUUUUUUUUUCCUUGCAGUUUUCUUAAUAAUUGGGAGACAAAAACAUAGAAAAAACGAGAAUGCUUGUUAUAAGUUUAUGACAACGGUUUAAUUAUUUUCAUUUUUUUUUCUGCUUUUUUUCGGUUAAAAAUAACCAAAGACUGGUAUUUUCACAAAAUACUAAUAUUAGCCUCUUUUAGACGUGCUGAUUUUUGGACGAAAACUCCAUCCAAACGGUUAUUAUCGUAUAACAUACAACAUUGACAUUUUGUCCGCCUGUUUGUCCAUUAAACAAAUGUACAGUAAUUUUAUUCCGAUGUUGAUGAAGUUUUGUAAAAUUGAAAUUCAAAAUAAGAGGAUGACCGCUGUCUACUUUUUAUUUCGUAAUUUAACAUCUAAAGGGCGAUUGACACAAAGUUAAUUUAUAUUUUUGAUUUAUGGAUUACCUUGGCGAUACGGAUGGAAAAAACAGUUAUUAUUAUUUAAUUUAGUCUUCUACACAGACAAAAUAUACCCAUUUUAAAAGAUAAAUAACAGCGGGUAACAGCACUUGAUCGUUAUAAGGAUAAGAAUGGAAACGCGGAGAGUUUAUUUUAUUGAAUUAUGUUUUUGAAAGGAUCGAACCCGGAAAAUAACGAGUAAUUUAGCUAUAUUUAUAAAUACAUAUAGGAUGUUGAUGACCUAAAAAAUGAACUAAAAAUGUCAAAAAAAUAAAUACUUUAAUAGACCAAUGACUAAGAAUAUAAAACAUACAUAAUUGAGGGGGGGGGGAAAUGCAAUAGUUAUCAACGUCAUAUAUGAUAUUUACCUAACUUACCUAUUAACAAUAAUGGAAACAUGACUAUGCGCCUGUAACUAAAAGGCUUAGAUUAUAAUACCGUUAUAGAUCAUAGACAGGCGCAUUAAACACACAAUUUUUAAACACGUGAUUGUCAGGUAAAACAGAUUCUCAAACGUUGCUUUUAUUGAUUUUAUUGAAAGCUCCUCAGUUUGCCACUCGUUCCGAAAUAACUUUUAGCACUCAUUUUAGCAACAUUUGAAAAAAAGCCUUUUAGAUGUUUGUUAACUGUUGCUAAAAUACAUACAUUAUUUCUUUUGUCUUUUAGUCCUUUAGUCUUUAGUUUUUUAUACUGAAUAUGUUAACAAUUAUGUAAAAAUUAAUAGUGAAAGUUGUCUAAUCUGUUAUUGGUUAUAAGUAAAAAUAAUAUAAUAAAUACCAAUUAAUAUAUAUAUAAUUUUGUGCAUAUUGUAGACACGGUACGGUUGUGAGUUCGAACGCACAAAUCCACGCGGUAUUCGCCAAGAAUCCGCCGGAUGUACUGAUUUACUUAAGUUUAUCAAAUCGGGAGCUGUACAAAUACCGCGACGGGCUGAUACUGGAGUCCAUGGACCACAAACAUCUGACGCAAAAGCUUCACAUACAACAAAACGAUUUUGAGCAACUUAACCACAGACACGUGAAGUGGUACAAGUCUUUGAGGAACACGAUCAUGAACGAAUUCGAUCUGAACGACUACGAGAAACAUUCGUUAGCGGCGGUGGACGAAACGUUCAAACGGUUCGGCGCCGAUCGGACGAUAACCGUCGACUGUAGAAGACCGGUCGUGGAGCUGUUUCAGAUGAUCAAAGCCAAACUUAAGACGAUGCCUCUGAAACCUACGUUACUGCCGGAAAUCAUAAAUCGGGGAUAUGGAUCAUCCACGUUGUAUCAAACCAAAUCGUAUCGCAUUGCAGAGGACGGCGAAAUGGAAGAAAUGGAAGACGAAUCGCUCUAUGUAGAUGACGAACACGAGGGGGAAACGAACGGAGAAUAUGAAUCGACGGACAACGGAAACGGGACGAGCGCGAAAUACCAGCGUGAGGAUCGGAUACGAUUAAUUUCUGAAUUCGGUCAAUUAUGUCCGGUGAACUUUUAUUACGGUCUGUUCAAAAUGGGCACCGACCGUUAUUCGGUAAAAUUCAUGGGGAAAUUGUAUUUAUUCGCCGGUCCCGACGAGAUGAAAUUGUUCAGUAAAUUUCCCAGGCAAUUCGUGUUCGUUCCCAGGCUCGGGAUGCCUAUAAGGGCAAUAUUCUAUGGCCCAGAAGCGAUGUCGGGUCCGGCCGCCAAAGCCGUCAGCAAUUUCUUCGGCUGCAAUUUGAUAGACGCGAAGCACAUUAGACAGAGACACGAGGAAAAAGACAAACAAUCGUUUGCGUCCACGAUCUUCAAUUCCGUGUUGAACACCGUGCGCGAAAUAACCACAUUACAAGAAGAAACUAACAAAGAAACUAACGCCAUUAGCAUCAUGAGAAAUGCUAUCGGUGAUUGGAUACGGUUAAAUUCCGUUAAUUUAUCGCAUGAGGAUAUUACUGCCGAAUUGGAUAUUCGCAGUUCGGCGGGCGGUGGCGGCGAGGACGAAGUCGACGAAAAUUACAUGUACCUCCAAACUUAUUCCGAUCAAAGUAACUAAAGUAACUAAGUAUUAUGAUAUAGUGUCACAUACGCCAACUGUGUAUUGAUACUUCUCACAUAGAUUAAACUGGUCAGAAUAUUUUUAUUAUUAUUUUUUAAGCCAACUGGACAUUUUAGUCCUUGAGAAUUUCUAUAGAGUGGAAUCGGUACAAACCAUUUUUAUCAACGGUUCGAUUUCUAAAAUAUAUAGGUAUCGUUUUAUUUUGGGUUUUUUUUUCUCUCGUAAAAUCUUUCGUUGUAUAGUAUUUUGAUUAAAAUUUUCCCCGAAAAUGAAACUAUUGCCACUAUUGUAAUACCUAACUUACCGUGACGCCAUAUACAGAGUGAUAAUAUAACGAAAUAAAACACCCGGUAUAAUGGAUUUUUUUUAAAAAAAAAUUUAAUUUUAAUUUAAAAAACCGAGUCCCUUUAAAAUGUUACAAUACCCUUAAAUUUGUCCUCCUUAUGUUUUGGGAUGAACCCCUAAGACAUUCUAAAUUUCAAAUGACAUCUUGUAUGAAAUUCAAUGGUGUUGCAGUUUAAAUACUUUUCGGUGUUGUAAUUAAGUCUAAUUAUACAGUAAACUCGUCUCAGUGUCUCAGUAAAUAAGACAAAAUAGGCUGAUAAUUAACACAAGAAUGCUUUUAACGUGUUUUAUGAAUAUUAAAUAUUAUUACUAUGAUUACAUUAUUAUCGUUUACAUUUUAGAUUCUGAGUGGACCGAGGAAUGAACUAGUUUUACAAUGAUGUUCAUUUAUUUAUUUUAUUUGUUUCCUGUGAACAACUUUUCUACCAGCAAUUUUGCUUUGAUUUACAUUGAUAGCAAUUUUCUUAAAAGUCAAUCUGACUAGGGAGGCACUUUAGUGGGUAAUCUUUCGAUAUCCUCAAUAAAUGAGAAAAGCUUCAAAAAAAACGAUAUAAUAGAUACAAUAUAAACAAAUAUUAUUAAAGAAAAUAUAUAAUGCAUAUCUAAUUUUUUUACAAUAAUGUGACAUAUAUAUUGUUGACAAAGCAACACUAAUAAUCGAAUUCCGCCCAGAAUCGUUUAUUGUUUACAAUUAUUAAUCGAUGCGUACAUUGCAUUUUCCCUCUACCUACCCAACUUCUCAACUAUAUCAGUGGCACAUCUAAAUGCGAAGUAUGUCUGUAUAUUUUUUCCACUACUUUUGUGCACUUUUUAAGCGGCUCGAUCUGAACGAAAUUAACUUAAACUCAGAAAUAGAAGGUUUUUAUAGAUAUAUUGAAGUGAUGCAAGGGUUCAAUUUCAAUAUGAAUUUUUCUAUGUUGUAGCGGGAGAGGAUGAUUUUUAGCUCUGAUCUUCCAUGUAGGACCCCCCCUAAAAUAAAAUCGAGGAGAUUAAAUGUUGUUUAUUAGGUAUUUUAUUAAUAUUAAGAGUGUACCCUUCAGAGUUAUUGACUUGUAAUUUCUUCGCCUACUAUUUUUAUGCUCAAAUUUUCACCUUUUUCUCUGAAAGUAGUAAGUUGAUGGGGGAAAUUUGACUCUAUAUUGACCUCAAUAGUGACGAAGCUCAUAGGAAAGUAGCAUAUUUUUCGAAAAAAAUUUUGUUCAGCGUGUACGAAAGUGGUUUUUUAAUUUAGCAAUGCAGUCUUCAUAAAUUAUUAUAAUUAGGGAAUAACAAAGGAAAGCUUACGGCAUUAUCAGUUUAGUUUUUUCGAUUUCGAUAUUUGUUGUAGUUCAGGUAAAAAUAAGCAUGUAAAUCUGACAUUUAUAUUAUUCUUUUCUUGAAGUGCUAAUAUUUUCAAAUCAUUUUUGAGUUAUUUAUAUUUUUUUUUUGGUUUAAUAUUAUGUGGUUAUAAUCAUUUGAGUAAACAGACAUUUUUUAAAUUUAAGAUGAAUUUCAUUAUAUGUGCUUAAUGAUAAAAAAGAAAAGAAAAAAAGUUUAGCCUAAUUUGGUAAGCGUGUUUUAAAAUCGAAUUUUGACGAAAAUUGGACAAAUUACAACAUUUUAAAAUAUGUAUAAUCGAACUUCGCUCAUGAUCGGUUUCGUUAGCAAUAGUUUACAUUGCCUACAGAUGUAAAUUAAAUAAUUAUUUUAAACCUUCUCAACUUUUCUCCUAAAACAGAGCUACUACUCAUUUUCAGUAUCAGUUUUUUUUUUUUUUUUUUUUAACAUGUUUCUUAAAAAAUAUUUACAGAUUACUAAUAUUAAUGAUCAGUUGAAAUGCCCUAAACAAUUUAAAUUGAUUAUAUAAUAAAAAUUAUUAUAAUACGUAACUGAAUAUAAAAAAUUAUUUCUAGAUACUAAAGAUUUAGCCAAAAAUGAGCAAUUGAAAAAACUCCGAAACCGUUUAGAAUCGUAUUUCAUAGAUUUUGUGGACAAUUUAGACGAGUGUAUUCGGGCUUACAACGAUCCGAUGGUUUUGAUAAAAUAUUUAAGAUUGCGUUUUUUAAGAGAAAACAAAAUCGCUCAAACAGACUUCAUCGACGUUAUUGUUGACGAAGUGCAGGCGAGAAAUAAGCAAUAUAAAAAUUGGAUCAUAGCGAACGCGCCUCUGGAUUUUCAAUUAGUGAAAAAGUUAAUCGAUUCGGACUUAAAUCCAAUCCAAAUGGUCUUUUUUCAUGACGCCGAUCCGGCGCACAAGAUAUUAUUGAACGACGAAACGUUGACCAGAAAUUGGUACAAAACGAUAAGGAAAACUUUCGAAAACGUAAAAAACGGAACGAGGCACGGGACGCUCACAGAACGAGAAACAUAUCCCGAAUUUAUCAGCGGAAUGAAAAAUAGUAUCGAUAACGAUGCUCAAUAUGACGUUUACGACGAUUUGCCCGAAGAGGAACUCGAAGAUUACGAAAGCCGUUUGGAUAUUAUUAUCGACAAUAAUACACAUUUAAGUCACAAUUACAUAAUGGAAAUUAUACUUCCGGAAAUAGUCAAACGGUUAAAUCAAUACACGGAAGAUCUUUUCCAGCAAUGGACCGUCUUGAAACAACAAUCCCUUAAAAUAAUGGACCAGUAUGUGGAUUUCAACGUUAUAGAAUGCAAACCCGAUCCAUCGACGAAUAUACUUAGCGUUUUAAUCGAGGAUACUUUAUACUACAUAAAAAAGUAAGUUUCUUUCGAUUUCAGAUGGGUCACUUUAAAAUUCAGAUAUCCGUCAAGUAAUUUCACCUCAUUUUGGACCACCACAAGGGUCCCACUCCCAAACAUUAUAAUACUUUCACAUGGAAAUAAGAUCUCUACAUUUUACCUGUUAUCCACUCUCCACUAGUUUCAUAAUAAUUAUGACUUUUAAAGCAUCUAGAAUCUUGGUAGUAGUAUACUAUUUUAUGUUAAUUUAUACGCAGGUUUUUAUCAGAGAGGGUGUAUUCCAAGUUUUCCGACGACAAUAAUGUGCCCACGGUAAGCAUACACAACGGCAACACUUCCGUUUAUUGUCCCGUCAGUUUUAAAAACGGUAAACUAUUGGUAGGAUCCAAGCAGUACGCGGCGGUCUAUCAAAAUAGAUAUUAUUACAUGAGCUCUUCGAAACACUUCAAAGCGUUCAUUUCCAAUCCAGUCAAAUAUGCAUUGUUCACCAGCAAUCCGAAAUCGUACCCAAAACCUAAAAUAUCUUUAUUGUCUUCGUUCGGCCUUGAUGCAACGGAUUUCAACAAAAAGCUAUUGGAUACUUUCGACGAUUUUACUCUGGUGGAUUCGUAUAAGAUUUUCAAACAAAACGUUUUACCAAAAAACACUCCGAUGUUGGGAAAAAUGCACGAGGAACCGACACUCAAAAAAAUAAUGGACGAACAUUUCGUAACGGUAAAUCAUAAUCAAAAAUAUAUUAACAAUUUGAGAAAAUACGUGAACAGAGAAAGCGCUUACUUGUCCGACGAAAAUUGGAUGAAAUUGAAUUCGGUAUUUUGCCAAGCCGACGGAAGCGUGUUCUAUCAAAAUUAUCCACGGAACUUGGUCGAACUGAAGUAUUUAAAACACAACGGAAUCAAUCCCGACGUAAUAGUUGAAGUGGUGGCUGCCGACGAAGAAAAAAAACAAAAUGACGCGAAACACGCGGCUAUUAAAAACUGGUUGACUUAUCAAUACGCUCUGAUCGAAAAUGUCAUUAAGCACGACGACGCGACCAGGCGGAUUACCGCGAGUAGACGAUCCGCACUGUUCAAGAGCAAACUGGCAGAAUUGGUCAACCGGAAAAUACACGACAGAAUAAAAUCGCGUUUACAUGUAAUCAUAGACAUGAUCGUCGUAGAAACAGAGUACGGGCCUGAUAAUGCAAUGAUCGAGCAAAGUUGCCAAAACCAACAGCCGUUAUUGUCCGGCGUGGAUUCGACGGUGUCCACCUUGUCGAAAUUACGGUCCCGAUAUUCCGAAAUGACAUUAAAACAUAAAAAAAUCGUCAUAGAUUACGGACUGGCCGUCGAGGAUUUCGUGGGCAUGGACGAUUUCGAGACAUUGGAAAAAAUCGACAAGGCCGUAGAUGACGAAAUUCCGGAGCCCGAGCUUCUGAUUACGAAAUGUUUUUCGGAUAAAUUAAAAUUUCCGUCUGACGCUAUGAUAGCGGCCCAAUUGAACACCGAAAAAACUGUUUUGGAUGGUAUGCGAAAGUUUGCCCGGUCAUCCGGUAUACCAUGGAUUACCACAGUGCUGUCCGCGGACGAUCAGGAUUCCCGUUCGGCAACCCUUUGCAAUGACAUCGCUAGAGCGUUGCCGAGCGUCGAUCACUGUGACAGUCUUUUCGAGACGACGUUUAAGGUAAACUUGGACGAGGCUGAGAGAAUGCUACGUUUCGGUGAAGUGUACCUGAGCAAGUACGGCCACUGGUGUCCUGUCCACAUGUGGAACGAAAAUCCCGAAACGGCGGUCCAGCGGUUCUACGCGGACAGCGUGGAAGGGCGUGCGUUCGCUGUUGUACACCGCAAGUACGUAUACUUCCUGAGUGGCCCCGAGCACCGGGACGAGUUCGCCCAGCGGCCUUUGCAUUACGCGUACCGGUCAUUCGCUGCACCGGCCAACAUAGCACUGAGGUUAGCAGUGGUCGGGCCGCCGGUCUCCGGAAAAUCUCGGACAGUCCGAGUGCUGUGUGACCGGUAUGGCCUCGAACUGGUCCGCAUCGAACAAGCCGUCGAAUCGUACCUGAAUGCUAACGGCUGGACCGACGACGCGCAGUCAGCGGUGCAAAGGCUGAACCGUGGCUGCGCGCUGAUGGACGUCACGUUAGUAGAGGCGGUGAAAAUGGCAGUGCAAACGACCCGAGCGGCCGUGUGCGGUUAUGUACUGGACGGGUUCCCAAUCACCGAAAAUCAGUUCAAGCUGUUGGACGAUUCAGGCAUCAUACUACACAGGGUGUUUGUGAUCCAAAACGACACUCUGUUCGUCGGCGAAGGUCGCGAUGAUGGCCAUAUGCCUUACGCUCUGCUUAACGACGCUCUGUUCGUCGGCGAAGGUCGCGAUGAUGUUCAUAUGCCUUACGCUCUGUUGCUGCAUAGGCUGCACGCCUGGAACGUUGCGUUCGUGGGUCUGGAAUGGAUAUCGGACAGGUACGGCAACGCGACCGCAAUUGUGGCGGGACCGGAAGACGACAACGACGAUGACGGUUGGAUGACGGUGGUGGACGAAGCGGUGCGGGCGUUCCUCGGGUCGGCCCGUGAAUACGACAAGGCGAUGCGCGAAGGUCGGCCCGUCCGUCUGGCUGGUCUCGCGGUAACGGUCCACGAACGCCAGGCCAUGAUGAGCACUUUUCUGAACCAGUGUCCGGUGUGUCGGGUGGACGAAAAUUGUCUGAACAACGGGCCGGAUAACGACCCGACGCGGAAUUUGGUUCAGCAUCUGUCCUUCGUCUAUCGCGUGUGCCCGGUACACUGGGAUGCAUUCGCCGCGAACCCGGACCGGUACGCAAACCUGGCACCCCGGGAGCCCGAAAAGGAGCCGGUGCACGUGACCGACGAGGAACUAUACGUGAACCCAUACGUGCACCGCGAUAACGUCUCGGUGUACUGCGCGGUGUGCGCACUCCGCCGUCUCUGGGACCCGGUGUACAGCCGUGGCGACAGCGAGCACUUGGUCAAGUACGGGAAACGCGUGUACGCGCUGUGCUCGGCCGAAUGUAUGGGCGAGUUCAUGCGUCAGCCGUUCGCGUACGCAGAGUACGUGAUGUGCGUCCGGGGGCCGGCCGGCGACGAGCCACUGUACGACGUCGACCGCUGCGGCCACCUGGACGUGGACAAUUUACCGGUCCUGGGUUAUUUGGAGCAAACGAUCGCGGGGCACGUCAGCGACGCUCUGACCCUAUUGUCCGCAAUGAAGCCCGUGUAUCCGGGGCUGACGGCCGAGGCCACGGCCAUGGUGUGCUUGGGCCUGUACGUGGGUAUGCACGGGACUGACGACACCGUGAACGCGCAUUACCGCGACACCUUUGCACGGUUCGUCGACACGUGUCACAGAUUCAAAACCGAAGUGUUCAAGUUAAAACUGGUGAUGUGAAUUGGUCACUUUUUUCGUCGACACCGACGAAGAGACGUAGCAACGGACGUUAUUUGUGUAGUCAGCAGCGUUUAACGUUUCUUAUAAAUACAUUUUUCGAAUCGAAAUCGAAUGUUAAUCGAUGCGACCAGUAAAUUGCGGGGGCGGGCAUCAUGUAGGCGAAAUAGACACUCGACAUCGUAUUUCUGUUUUAUUAUUUACGGCCGACGGCAGUUUUACAAAGAAGCAAGUGCCUAUACGGUGAAAUUCACAACACUAUACGAUGGUAAAAAAUUACCAUGUGGUCCGAAUCUAAAAUUUUACUUGCGCGGUUUUUCGCUUUUACUCUAAGCACUCUAACCGCGUGAGCUAUGGAUUUAUUAGACGCAUUGCUCUUUUUAUAGGUUCGGUACACCGACAGUUUAUUAGUUUUUUUCUACGGUUGCCGAUCACGAACGCGCGUCUGUUCCGGCACCCAGUCCUUGGUACAUGAAUCGUACCUAGCAUUGCAUUUUGCCGGUUGUGCAGGCGCCUCAGUUGAUUAGUAGAAAAAUGUAAACACUAAUACAAAAAAACAAAAAAAAAAACCCACCCUCGUGAAACUAAAUGCGAUGCAAAUAAAAAAAAUGUCACUCGUUCCCCCGGCACCGUUCAAGGGGUCUGUAUGAGUGUUCUCA